GUUUGGGCGGAUUUUUGUGGUGGCAAACGGAGAAAGACGCAAGUGCGAUGAAGACCUUUACCAAGCUGAUCACUGUCGGUGGCCUCGUCGUCGCGGGCGUCGCUGUCACCACGGGCCCGCUCGCCGAGUGGAACUCGCGCCGCGAAGGCCUCCAAUAUUUGCAGAACAUUGAGAAGAACGCCAAGAAGGCCCAGCACUAAGCCAGCGCCGCGAGCCUCCAUGUGUCCAAAUGAACGGAAUGAUGCUUUGUGCAGUCUUGCGCCAUAGCCAGGAUGAGGCUUUGGACGACGUGGAUGCAGCAUCGAACGCAGGGACAGGCCCAAGCGCACUAGUCUUGUGCGCGGCUGCGUUGGUAGGCAUCAUGACGUAGCGUGCCACGAGAUGCCAUGAAGCCGCACCCUGCAAUUAUACUCUGCAGCAUGUC
Messenger RNA from Saprolegnia diclina VS20, 424 nucleotides. RefSeq lists its product as hypothetical. The transcript is spliced from 3 exons. Bases 48 to 200 code for a protein of 50 amino acids. NCBI's taxonomy places the organism in Eukaryota, Oomycota, Saprolegniomycetes, Saprolegniales, Saprolegniaceae. The record is from RefSeq and is a predicted model, not a curated record.